AUGUGCUCGCCUCGACAUUUGAAACGCCCUAUCGUCGCCCUUCCUUUCUCCCCUCCCGUCACCCACCUCGCCGCCUAUGCGCUCGCCUCGACAUUGAAACGCCCUCUCGUCGCCCUUCCUUUCUCCCCUCCCGUCAUCCACCUCGUCGCUUAUGCGCUCGCCUCAACAUUGAAACGCCCUCUCGUCGCUCUUCCUUUCGUCGCUCUCGCUCUCUCCCGUCCCUUCCCGUCGCUCUCGCUCUCUCCCCUCCCUUCCCUUGCUCUCGCCAUCUCCCCUCCCUUCCCAUCACUCUCGCUCUCUCCCAUCCAUUCCCGUCGCUCUCGCUCUCUCCCAUCCCUUCCCGUCGCUCUCGCUCUCUCCUCUUCCUUCCCGUCGCUCUCUCUCUCUCUCGCCGCUCCUUUCCGUUGCCCUCGCCUUCUCCCCUCCCUUCUCGUCGCUCUCGCUUUCUCCCCUCCCUCCCCGUCGCUCUCUGAAACUCUCCCCUCCCUUCCCGUCGCUCUUUCUCUCGUCGCUCCCUUCCUGUCGCUCUUUCUCUCGUCGCUCCCUUCCCGUCGCUCUCUCUCUCGUCGCUCCCUUCCGGUCGCCCUCGAUGCACGAUUUCUCCUCCCAUCGCCUGCCUCGUCGCCUUCGCACUCGCCCUCCAACGCACUACCCGUGCCCUUCCUCUCUCCCUUCCUCUCGCCCUUCUCCCCCCCUCUCCUGUCGAGCUCGCUUUCUCUCCCCGUCUCCCGUCGAGCUCGCUUUCUCCCCCCCACUCCCGUCGAGCUCGCUUUCUCCCCCCCCUCUCCCAACAUCACCAUACUUGUCCCUAUCGCCCUCUCUCCCACCCGUAGCGUCACAAUUCCCGUCGCCCCCUCCCUCUCACCCCUCUCGCCUCCCCUCCGAAACACCCUCGCGUCGCCUACCCCGUGUCUUUCCUCGCUUCCCAUCGCCUCCGCGCUCUCCUGUCCCGUCCCGUUGCCCUCGUGCCUUCCCUCCCGCUCCCGCGCUUUUGCACUUGCCCAUUCCGUCCAAUCCCGUCGCCCACCGUCCCUUCCCGUCGCCUUCACACUCGCCAAUGCCUAA
Closterium sp. Naga37s-1 is the source of this 1065-nucleotide messenger RNA. The record is from the annotation of a GenBank genome assembly. NCBI's taxonomy places the organism in Eukaryota, Viridiplantae, Streptophyta, Zygnematophyceae, Desmidiales, Closteriaceae.